GUCUGUAUGUUGUUCUCUAGCUAAGUCAAGUGUUAAGAGGUCUGCUGCUCCUCCUGUGACUGAUGUGAGGAGACCGUCUGCCCCGGUGUUCCUCAAAGGUCUGCAGGAUCUCAGAGUCAUGGACGGCAGUCAGGUCACAAUGACCGUGGAAGUGACAGGAAAUCCUGCCCCUGAGGUGGUCUGGCUGCAUAAUGGAAAAGAGAUCCAAGAGUCUGAGGAUUUCUAUUUUGAGAGGAAGGGCUGUCAGUAUACUCUCUUCAUACAGGAAGUUUUUCCUGAGGACACAGGGACAUACACCUGUGAGGUGUGGAAUGACACCGGAGUCGCUCGGACUGAAGCCUCACUCACUGUACAAGAGCCUCAAGAUGGAGUUCAGCCCUGGUUCAUCACUAAAACCAAGUCUUCUACUGCCUUCUUGGGUCAACACGCUCUGCUCUCCUGUGCGAUCGCUGGUGACCCCUUCCCAGAAUUCCUCUGGAUGAAAGAUGAGCAGGUAAUAUCUGCAGGUGGGGACUUUGAGAUCCUACAGAAGGAAGACGUUGUCUCAUUGCUCAUAAGGAAUGUGAAGACACAUCAUGCUGGAAACUAUGAGAUUUAUCUCAAGAAUAAAGUAGGAGAGUGCAGGUCAGUGGCCACUCUGCACGUCAGCGAGGACCCCAUGCCAUCUGGUGACAAUUCUCAUAAACGCCGAGGAGUGGAGAGGACUGCAUCAGGCAGGGGAGGACAGCCAGAGACUCUCAGCGCUGCAGCGUCGCUCUCUGAGCCACUGUGGGAACACAACAGUCAGGAUCAGGAAGAAGAGGAGGGCUGUGACACCCGUGGGCUUCUCAAACGGCGAAUAGAGACAAAGGAGCAUCAGGAAGACCAGAUCCGUCAGCAGGAGGCUGAGCAGAUCGACUUCAGAACUGUGCUCGGCCGCAAGGUCACCACUAAGAGUGUCUCUGAGGAAGACCUGAAGGAGAUCACGGCCGAGCAGAUGGACUUCAGGGGGAACCUCCAACGGCAGAUCAAGCCCAAGACUCAGACAGAAGAGGAACGCAAAGUCAACUCUCCACAGCAAGUGGACUUCAGAGCAGUGCUGGGAAAAAAAGGAAGCCAAGGCCCAAAACCUGCUCUUGGAUCCUUAGUGAAAGCACAACCCAACAAAACUGAAGCUGUUGACUUCAGAUCGGUGUUGGGCAACAAGAAAAAACUACCAAGCCAGGACAGGAAUGGAGAAAGCCAAUGUGAUAAAGACACCCGAGGAAAGAAAAUUGAUGUAAAUUGUGUGGAUGGAGGGAUAAAAGAAAAAACAAAAGCAGCUGGGAAGAAAGAGCCCAUUUUUACGCAUAAACUGAGUGACGUGACGGUAUUGGAUGGGGAACGUUUGCAUCUACAGUGCCAACUUUCAUCGGAGUCUCCCGCUAAAGUGACAUGGACACUUGAUGGAAAACUCAUCAAACCAUCCAAAUUCAUCGUCAUUGCUAAUGAGGGUGGUAAGUGUUCUCUGACCAUUGAUAAAGCUCUACCUGAGGAUGAAGGACAAUAUGUGUGCAGGGCAGAGACCAACGAGGGCAGGACAGAGUGUUUCUGUUUGGUCCUAGUGGACGAUCCCAGUGUCUCCACACCAGCUGAUAAGCGGAGCAGGAAGCCCUCUACCCCGACCACAGAGAAUGAGGCCAAAAUAAAGAAACCCCCACCAAAAAUGCUUCCUAAACAAGGUUCUCCUCCUCAGAUCCAGCAGUUUCCUGACGAUAUGAAGAUCAUGGCGGGUCAGAAGGUCAGUCUGCUGUGUCAGUUCACUGGAACUCAGCCCAUCAGCUGCACCUGGCUCAAGUUCCGCAAACCAAUUCAGGAAGGUCAGGGCAUCUCAGUAGUGAGCACAGAUAGCAGCAGUCAGCUGACCAUCACAGAAGGACAGCAGGAGCACUGCGGCUGCUACACCAUCGAGCUCAAGAACAUCCACGGUGUGAGACAGGCCGCACUCAACCUCACUAUAGUCGAUAAACCCGACCCCCCUGCCCGCGUCCCAGCAGCCUCAGACAUCCGUAAGUCCAGCCUCACCCUGUCCUGGUACGGGCCGACAUACGACGGCGGCAGUGCCGUCCAGUCCUACAACCUGGAGAUGUGGAGCUCUGUGGACAUGAAGUGGACAGAUCUGGCAUCCUGUAACAGCACCUCCUAUAACGUGCAGAACCUGCUUCCAGACAGACAGUACAAGUUCCGAGUGAGAGCAGUGAAUAUUUAUGGUGUGGGAGAGCCCAGUGCUGAGUCUGAGCCCGUGCAGGUGGGGCUGGAGGCUGAAGGGGAAAAUAAGGAAGAUGAAGCUGAGCCCUCAGAUGACGAAUCAGAGAAGGAGCCGGAUUACAGAAAUGUGACGAUCAGGACAGACGUGAAGGUGAAGGACCUGUAUGAUGUGGAAGACAGACUGGGCUCAGGGAAAUUCGGGACUGUUUUCAAACUGAUAGAAAAGUCCACUAAAAAGGUGUGGGCUGGCAAAUUCAUAAAAGCAUAUUCUGCCAAAGAAAAAGAAAAUGUCAGACAGGAAAUUGCAGUCAUGAAUGACCUGCAUCACCCAAAGCUUGUGCAGUGUGUCGACGCUUUUGAGGGAAAGACUGACAUUGUAAUGGUCCUGGAUAUGAUCUCUGGAGGGGAGCUGUUUGAGUGGAUCAUAGACGAGGACUUUGAGCUGACGGAGAGAGAGGUGAUCAAAUACAUGCUUCAGAUUGUGGAUGGAGUAAAUUUCAUCCAUAAGAAAGGCAUCGUCCACCUGGACCUCAAACCAGAGAACAUCAUGUGUGUCAAUAAGACCGGCAGCAAAAUCAAACUCAUUGACUUUGGACUGGCACGCAGACUGGAGAAUGCUGGCUCUCUGAAAGUCCUGUUCGGCACCCCAGAGUUUGUGGCUCCAGAGGUGAUUAAUUAUGAGGCCAUCAGUUACGCGACAGACAUGUGGAGUAUAGGAGUGAUCUGCUACAUCCUAGUCAGUGGUUUGUCGCCCUUCAUGGGGGACAAUGAUAACGAGACGCUGUCUAACGUGACCUCAGCCACAUGGGACUUUGAAGACGAGGCAUUCGAUGAGAUCUCAGACGAAGCCAAGGACUUUAUCAGUAACCUGCUGAAGAAAGACAUGAAAGCUCGCCUGACCUGCGAUCAGUGUUUCCAGCACCCCUGGCUCAAACAGGACACCACCAACAUGGAGGCCAAGAAGCUUUCCAAAGAGAGGAUGAAGAAAUACAUUCUGAGAAGAAAGUGGCAGAAAACAGGGCACGCGGUACGAGCUAUCGGUCGACUGUCAAACAUGGCAUUGAUGGCGGGUGUUCAUGCCAAAAAGGGCUCCCCCACUGAAGCAGAAGAUAAAGAGUUUGCUGCUGAACUGGAGGAGAAAACUCUAAUGAAACCCACGUUCAGCUCCGUUAUUAAAGACAUUGAGGUUGUGGAAGGCAGCGCUGCUCGAUUCGACUGCAAAAUUGAAGGUUAUCCUGACCCAGAGGUGGUGUGGUUUAAGGAUGACCAACCGAUAAAAGAGACGCGCCAUUUUCAGAUCGAUUAUGAUGAAGAUGGAAAUUGCAGUCUUGUUAUUUCUGAGGUGAGCGGUGAUGAUGAUGCAAAGUACACCUGCAAGGCCAUGAACAGCGUCGGGGAGGCCACCUGCACCGCCGAACUCAUCGUGGAGGUGAUGGGAGGAGAAGAGGAGGAGGAGGAGGAAGAGUAGAAACAACCUCUUUUCUCAUGUUUCUCUUUUUUGCUUGGUGCCUUUUUCUCACUGUCUCACUUACGGACUUUCAGAUGAUGAGGAUGAUGCUUUAUUGCACUUCUAAUUUGUUCUUUUGUAUUUAUGCAACCGCCAAAGUCAGAUAUCAGAUAUAUCACAAGACAUCAAUAUUACUCACAUUCCACUGGUUGCUUGCUCAUCAUUGUCAAGUUUGACUCUACAGGAAGGUUUUUGUGUUUGUGUGAUCAUCGCUCGUGACCGUGUGAACUGAGCAGCACUUCCUGUCUGUUAGCACAGCUUUAUUUAAGCACUGUAAACUCAUGUAAGGUUGUGUGUUUUUGUUUGGAGACAUUUUCCUCCUUUCACCAUUCUUCAUAAGUAGCAGCACUCAACAGAUAUUUGGAGACAUGUUAAAUGUAUGUUUAUUUUAUCAGGAAUGUCUGUAGAUUAUAUUUCUUGAAAUGUUUUUAGAUAUAUACGCGUUUGAGAAAGUGCAGAUUGCAUUGGAAUGAGAACACUACAAAUGUAGUUAUUCACUUUUAAAGAAUAAAUUUUGAUCACAAACAA
Molecule: messenger RNA, 4261 nt
Organism: Cyprinus carpio (common carp)
Lineage: Eukaryota; Metazoa; Chordata; Actinopteri; Cypriniformes; Cyprinidae
Gene: mylka
Product: myosin light chain kinase, smooth muscle-like
Exons: 21
Coding region: 119-3694 (1191 amino acids)
Biological process (GO): protein phosphorylation
Molecular function (GO): protein kinase activity; protein binding; ATP binding
Source: RefSeq, a predicted model, not a curated record